AUGUCUCAAAUCACCUGGAUUUUGAACCUCGAACCGGGACGCGUUUACGCCAUCACCCCUCGCUUUGGCCCCUUGACUAUUACCAAUGCGGCCACCUCAUUGAAAGUAGUGAACAAGCGUUCCAGGAGCGCUCUCGAGCUCGCUUAUCUCCCUGAUGGAUCCAGCGAGGAAGUCAAAAGCACCAUUGCAUCUUUCACUGUUGGAUUCAGCGACCAUGCCAAAAUGGAAAUUCCCCUGGAACGAGCAAAGAAAUACUCAUUGGAAAUUCUUGGCCCAAACCCAAUCGAUGUGAUGGGACUCGUUUCCGUUGAGAAAACUUUGAAAGGCCCCCCAGUGGAAGCGAAAAUCUUCCCGACAGGCACCAAGGUUUUGGGCAACGCGAAGCCCGGAAGGUCACUGCGUCCAGAAGGCAGUGCUUUGCUGUCUUCGACGACCACCGGAAAGCGCAAGAACCCUCCCGCUGCCGCCAAUGCCCCCAAGAACGCUGCGGCGGCGAGUGCGAAGAAGCCUCGGGCAGUUUCAUCUGUCCUCCAACCUGCACCUAAAGCCAAGGCGAAGACAGGCCGAAAGUAG
Coprinopsis cinerea okayama7#130 is the source of this 573-nucleotide messenger RNA. RefSeq lists its product as hypothetical. Lineage: Eukaryota; Fungi; Basidiomycota; Agaricomycetes; Agaricales; Psathyrellaceae. The coding region runs from base 1 to 573 and encodes 190 amino acids. The transcript has 6 exons. The record is from RefSeq and is a predicted model, not a curated record.